Messenger RNA from Podospora anserina S mat+, 825 nucleotides. RefSeq lists its product as uncharacterized. Lineage: Eukaryota; Fungi; Ascomycota; Sordariomycetes; Sordariales; Podosporaceae. The record is from RefSeq and is a predicted model, not a curated record. The transcript is spliced from 2 exons. Bases 1 to 825 code for a protein of 274 amino acids.
AUGCAGUUUCCGCUCGCAGUCAUUGAUUGGUACAUUGAGCACUUUUUGCUCAGUGGUACCGCCACCGCCUCGCCCGUCUUCAGUGACCACGCCAUGGCCAUGCAAGCCCGUCAAUCCACUCGAACUCUGGGCUUUAUAGGGUGUUCCAUGGCCGAGAACGUAGCUCAAGGCUAUGUGUCUGUCGGGGGGAAGCGCCUAUGGGAGCCCUACGGAACCUCUGGCAUGGUUGUCCAAUCGUGGACAAACAGCAACUCCAACUCGUGGCGUCUCUUUGACCAACAGGCCGCCCGUUACGGCAAGCCCACUGCUGUAUGGGUACAGAUUUGCAUCUUUGCUCAGCAGGGGGUAACCUACGACGAGGUUAAGCGUCUCAUUGCCAAUGCAAGACAGCACGCCGCCCCUGGAGCAGAGGUCUACAUCACGGGUCAACCCGUCUACGAAGGUGGCAACACGUGCUUCUUGGCCGGUAGCAAGGGUCCUGAGCUGACCGAGAGUUUGGCCAAGCGAGCGGCAGAGGAUCCCGAGUUGAAUGUCAAGUAUCCAGGGCAGUUUGUGCUGAAGCCAGGCGAGGUGGCGGAUGGGUGUCAUGCCAAUACUGCUGGGCAGCAGAGCUCAGGAAGACAGGCGCUGGCUUAUUGGGGCUCAAAUGUCCAUGUAUGGAAUGUCCAUAGGCAUUCCAAGUUAAGGCCGGAUCAUCAUGGGCUCCGGGUUACCGAAAGAGCCCAAUUGAUUUGGGGAGGAUGUCCAGGGCCGGUGGUUCAUAAAAGACUAGAUUCUUCAUCCAAGUACCUAGCCUGCUACUUCUUGCUAAGCACACUCAGGUAG